Molecule: messenger RNA, 5010 nt
Organism: Oncorhynchus masou masou (cherry salmon)
Lineage: Eukaryota; Metazoa; Chordata; Actinopteri; Salmoniformes; Salmonidae
Product: leucine-rich repeat-containing G-protein coupled receptor 5A-like
Exons: 18
Coding region: 270-2951 (893 amino acids)
Biological process (GO): activation of adenylate cyclase activity; adenylate cyclase-activating G protein-coupled receptor signaling pathway; hormone-mediated signaling pathway
Cellular component (GO): plasma membrane
Molecular function (GO): protein binding; protein-hormone receptor activity; G protein-coupled peptide receptor activity
Source: RefSeq, a predicted model, not a curated record
CUCAGCUCCGCUUAGCUGCCUGGUUUUGAAUGGCGUUGACUGACGUCACGAAACGCGGCACACUGGUGAGACUGUUUAAAGCUGUGAAGCAUUUCAGGAUGGAUCUCAGAGAAUAGGAACAGAGGGACACGCUGUCUGAACGACUCCAUGCGCUCCAGACAGAAGGCUUGAUACGUCGACACAUACAGACAGCCGCAGACUGAGAGACUUGGAAGGACUUACUUUUUCAGCACUUUGAUUGAGUUUUUUCCUUCUAAAAAACGGUGGAGAUGUUUCAUCCCUGUAAUGUUUUAAUCAUCUUAUUGCUGGUGGUCGCGGAAUGCGGAGCGAUAUCGCAGAUGGGGGCUCAGGUCGGCGACUGCCCGUCCCGCUGUCACUGCGAGGAGGACGGCAUGCUUCAACGUGUCGACUGCUCGGAUCUCGGGCUCACGGACAUUCCAGCCAACCUUAGCGUCUUUACUUCUUAUCUUGAUCUGAGUAUGAACAACCUGACCCUGUUGUCCUCCGGUGCCCUCUCCAACCUUCACUUCCUUGAGGAGCUACGUCUUGCAGGCAACGAUUUGACGCACAUUCCCAAAGGAGCGUUCUACGGCCUCUUCAAUCUCAAAGUACUGAUGCUUCAGAACAACCAGCUACGACGGGUUCCGGGCGAAGCCCUUCAGAACCUCAGGAACCUCCAGUCUCUUCGUCUGGAUGCCAACCACAUCUCCAGUGUUCCUCGGGGCUGCUUCGACGGCCUCCAGUCUCUACGUCACCUGUGGCUGGAUGACAACUCUCUGACAGAGGUGCCAGCAGACGCCCUGGGGGCCCUGUCCUCCCUGCAGGCCAUGACCCUGGCUCUCAACAGAAUCACACAUAUACCUGACCGGGCCUUCACUAACCUCUCCUCCCUCGUGGUCCUGCAUCUCAAUAACAAUAGAAUCCGCACCCUGGGAACGCAGUGCUUUGACGGCCUUCACAGCCUGGAGACUCUAGAUCUCAACUAUAACAACCUGGAAGAGUUCCCUAUUGCAAUCAGAGCCCUGAGCACCCUGAAGGAGCUGGGUUUCCACAGCAACAACAUCAAGUCCAUCCCCGAGCAGGCCUUCACUGGACACUCCACUCUUCUGACAAUAUUCUUCUACGACAACCCCAUCCAGUUUGUUGGCCAGUCGGCCUUCCAGCACCUCCCUGAGCUGCGGACACUAUCUCUGAAUGGUGCAGCAGAAAUCACAGAGUUCCCGGACCUCACUGGCACCAAGAGUCUUGAGAGCCUGACCAUCACCGGAGCUCGCAUCACAUCCCUACCCACCACUGUGUGUGACCAGCUACCCAACCUGCAAGUGCUAGAUCUGUCCUACAACAUGAUCCAGGCUCUGCCCAGCUUCAGAGGAUGUGAGAAGAUUCAGAAAAUUGAUCUGCACCACAAUGAAAUUGAAGAGCUGCAAGCUGACACAUUCCAGGGACUGACUUCCCUACGGUCUCUUGACCUGGCUUGGAACAAGCUGUCCUCUCUGAACCCACUCUCCUUCUCCAGUCUGCCUGCCCUCAUCAAACUUGAUCUUACUUCCAACCGGUUGUCCUACCUGCCUGUAUCUGGGCUCCAUGGACUCACACAUCUCAAACUAGCUGGCAACGAGGACCUGCAGGAGCUACUGCCUGCUGAGAGCCUCCCCAAACUGAGGGUGAUGGAGCUGCCCUAUGCCUUCCAGUGUUGUGCCUUCGUCUCCUGUGAGAAACACUCCUCUCCCUGGGACAGAGACAAUAACAACAACGGGAAGGACGACUUCGGGAGGAGGGAGGGCAUCUUGUCUAACCAAGACCACGAGGACUUUCUGUUGGACUUUGAUGAUGAGCCCAAAUCCCACCACACUGUCCAGUGUUCCCCAUCACCUGGUCCGUUCCGUCCUUGCCACCACCUGUUUGGCAGCUGGUUGAUCCGUGUUGGUGUGUGGGUCAUUGCUACUCUCUCCCUGGUCUGCAACACACUGGUGAUGGUCUCCAUCUUUCUCUCCCCGUCCUUCCUGUCCGCUGUGAAGCUGCUGAUUGGCCUGCUGGCUCUGGUAAACAGUCUGAUGGGGCUGUGGUCUGCCACGUUGGCCACCGUCGAUGCCUUGACCUUCGGCAGCUUCGGCCGCUACGGGGCGCGUUGGGAGAGCAGCACGGGCUGCAAGCUGACCGGCUUCGUCUCCAUCUUCGCUUCUGAGACCAGUAUCUUUUUACUGACUGUGGCCGCCCUGGAGAGGGGGCUGUCGAUACGGAGAGGCAAGGCCGCCGAGGGGAAGACUUCGACGGGCACGCUGAGGCUGGUGGCCGCCUUGUGUUUCCUUCUGGGCCUGGCUAUCACCCUGCUCCCCCUGCUGGGGGACUAUGGAGUCUCCUCCAUCUGUCUCCCCAUGCCCUACGAAGAGCCCUCCUCUCUGGGCUUCAUGGUGGCUCUAGUCCUGGUCAACUCCCUAUGUUAUCUCAUCAUGACCGUCACAUACGCCCGCCUCUACUGCAGCCUGGAGAAAGGAGAGCCGGACAACCUGUGGGACUGCUCCAUGAUCCGUCACGUGGCCUGGCUUCUGUUCACCAACUGUCUCCUCUACUUCCCUGUAGCCUUCCUCUCCUUCUCCUCCCUGCUGAAACUCCCCUCAGUAGGUCCUGAGGUGGUGAAGUCGGUGCUUCUAGUGGUGGUUCCUCUCCCAGCCUGCCUCAACCCUCUACUCUACGUCCUCUUCAACCCCCACUUCAGAGAGGACCUGGGCCUGCUCCACAGAAGGACUCGCGGCGCCCUGCACCUCAGCGGACCCCGCCGACUCAGCCUCGUCUCGCUCAACUCGGAGGACGCCGAGAAACAGUCAUGUGACUCCACGCAGGCCCUGGUCACCUUCGGGGUGUCAGAGGAGGAGGAGGAGUCUAGAGGGGUGGGGCAGCAACCCAGCGCCGAGGCACACCACCCUCCUGUUGCCUUCAUCCCCUGUCGCUAGGCAGACUAGCGUUCAGGCUUCACUGUUUUUACUCCCAGGGCUGCAGGGCUCUGGGUUCUACCCCCAGUACCCCAUGCCCUAGAUCAACCCCCUACACACAGACACAGACUGUGUUAGAGCAGUACAUGUAGCCAGAGAGGAAGGAUGAAGAAACAAGGCCACUGCUACAUGGACAGGAACAGGACACAAAAUGGCCGCCAUGGCUCUCCUCUGAAUCAGAACUCUAAUAUAGAGCUAGAUAGACUCCCAUUGUCCUGGUUUUCAUGUCUCUCUAUCUGUCUGAAUCAGAACUCUGAUAUAGAGCUAGAUAGACUCCCAUUGUCCUGGUUUUCAUGUCUCUCUAUCUGUCUGAAUCAGAACUCUAAUAUAGAGCUAGAUAGACUCCCAUUGUCCUGGUUUUCAUGUCUCUCUAUCUGUCUGAAUCAGAACUCUAAUAUAGAGCUAGAUAGGCUCCCAUUGUCCUGGUUUUUAAUGUCUCUCUAUCUGUCUGAAUCAGAACUCUAAUAUAGAGCUAGAUAGGCUCCCAUUGUCCUGGUUUUCAUGUCUCUCUAUUGUCUGAAUCAGAACUCUGAUAUAGAGCUAGAUAGACUCCCAUUGUUCUGGUAUUCAUGUCUCUCUAUUGUCUGAAUCAGAACUCUGAUAUAGAGCUAGAUAGACUCCCAUUGUCCUGGUUUUCAUGUCUCUCUAUCUGUCUGAAUCAGAACUCUGAUAUAGAGCUAGAUAGACUCCCAUUGUUCUGGUAUUCAUGUCUCUCUAUCUGUCUGAAUCAGAACUCUGAUAUAGAGCUAGACUCCCAUUGUCCUGGUUUUCAUGUCUCUCUAUCUUUCUGUACAGUACCAGCUAUGUGUAAACCCCAGCCUGGCAGCUUGAUGCCGGACAGAAGCACAACUGAUUGCGUUAUGAACACAGUUAUGAACAGUUUUCGAUCAUCAUAUGUACACCAACACAGUGGCCAUGCUCUCUUUUAAUGAAGGUACUUGACUCUAUAAUAUGUAGGCCAGGACGAGGAGGAGGAGGAGGAGGAAGAGGAAAUUCCACACUGCAUCUCUAUGCUUUCAGUUUUAAUUCCGAUAGAUCCCUAAGAUAAAACACAUCAUCUGAGUUUAAACAUCCUCUCUGACAGUUAUAUAAUUACAAGCAGAGUUUUGUGAGAACAAUUCGUAAGGUGUGUGUGUGUGUGUUUGCGUGUGCGUUUGUGUGCGUGUGCGUGUGUGUGUGUGUGUGUGUGUGUGUGUGUGUGCGUGUGUUGGGUCUUGUCAUCUAUCGAUACUUGGUGUUAAAAGUGUGGUGACCUUGUGAGAUUACACCAGCUUAGACUGCCAUAUCACAACAUUCUCCUUCAGCAACAACGGCACCAAUUACAUUUGGUCACAUAUGCCACACUGUGUGUGUCUACAAUGUGUGUGUGUGUGUGUGUGUGUGUGUGUGUGUGUGUGUGUGUGUGUGUGUGUGUGUGUGUGUGUGUGUGUGUGUGUGUGUGUGUGUGUGUGUGUGUGUGUGUGUGUGUGCCUGUUCAUUUGUGUACAUUAUACUGUGACAAUCUGUUUUCCUUGUUUAGAAUAUGCCAGUUUUGUUUUAAAGUAAGGUUUGGUACGUAUUCGUAUUUGACCCAACUAUUUCGUUGUAAAAGUUUUCCCCCGAUUUAGUGAGUUGUUGCUUUUAGACUGUUUUAUCGAUGCACCGUUACCGUUUAGAGUCAACACAGUAUAAUACAUCUUUAGUUGUGUUUAUCAUUUAACUAUAUCAAUCACCAGCAUGCAUGAUUCUCCUCCAUUACCUAGUGACUAGAGCACGCACCUGGGGGAGGAGGGGAGAGAGGGGAGAGGAGGGAAAGAGAGAGGAGAGGAGUUGAGAGGAGAGAAAGAGAGAGGAGAGGAGUUGAGAGGAGAGAAAGAGAGUGAGAGCGAGAGGAGAGAAAGAGAGGGGAGAGGAGUUGAGAGGAGAGGAGAGGAGAGAACGAGAGGGAGAGGAGAGAAAGAGAGAGGAGAGGAGAGAAAGAGAGGGAGAGCGAGAGGAGAGAAAGAGAGGGGAGAGGAGAGGAGAGAAGAAGAGAGGGGGG